Molecule: messenger RNA, 1267 nt
Organism: Panicum hallii
Lineage: Eukaryota; Viridiplantae; Streptophyta; Magnoliopsida; Poales; Poaceae
Product: auxin-responsive protein SAUR36-like
Exons: 1
Coding region: 615-1052 (145 amino acids)
Biological process (GO): response to auxin
Source: RefSeq, a predicted model, not a curated record
CGUUUGUUAUGAAUAGAGCUUGCAUUGAAUAAUAGAUAUAAGAGUACAUGAGUGCAGGAGAGAAGCUAGAACUGAAAUCAUAGUGGUGCCAUCAAAGUGACAUUAUGCUGUAUAGUGAAUAUUUUUAACUAAAAACAGGUGCACCUAUGGUCAAACUAAGACAAUUAGCAUGCCUCUGCACCAGGCUAAUUGUACCUAGCUUUGCCCCUGCAUGAGCGCGUAUAGAAAAGGACCCUAAUGUAUAAAUGAAGGACACCAUACUCCUAAGUCCUAACACCAUUGAGUCAAAAUUAGGCCCACUCUGGUAGGCAGAAGCAAUCACAAACCAAGCCAGUAAAGAUGGCUCCACCAUGUGAGAAACAAUGGUCCUGUGCAAUGAAUCUCCCAACCAUAGAUAGGAACAUCUCACCAAGGAAGCUCGUGGGCUUGUCCCUUGCCAGCUUGCCAUUUGUAAUAGCCAAGACCAAGAUGCAGAUCCUUCCAACUCCAACCACAUAUGUGCCCUAUAAAUACACGAUCACUGACGCAAACCAUCAUCACACAGAAAUUGAAUCAUUUCUGAUCAUUUCAUCUCAAAGACAAGAGUCUAUUUCCUUGAAAGGCAGGUAGCCACCAUGAUCAGUUCCAAGAAGCUAGCUCAACUGUCCAAGAAGUGGCAGGGAAUGGGUGCAAUUGGGCGAAGAAGGGUCACAACUGUGGAUAAGGAGAUCAACCCAUCUUGCAGCAGCAUAGUUGCAGGGAAGGGCAACUGCAUUGUCUACUCUUCCGAUGGGAAGCGGUUUGAGAUCCCCCUCGCUUACCUCCACACGACAGUCUUUGCAGAGCUUCUGAAGCUGUCGCAGGAAGAGUUUGGGUUCACAAGUGAUGGGAGGAUCACACUGCCUUGCGAUACAGCAGUGAUGGAGUAUGUGAUGUGUUUGCUAAGGAGAGAAGCCUCCGAAGAUGUUGAGAAGGCGCUCCUCAGUUCCAUAUUGAUGCCUUGCCGCCACCCGAGCAGGAUGGCGCAGCCACCCAGUGGAAUGAACCAGCAAUUUGCCGUGUGCAGCUCCUGAAGAUGAAGACGUCCAGGGCUUCGAGCCUGUUUCCUCUCUUUUUUUCACCUUCCAUCUUUUUUUCCCAGCUGUACCUUGGAGCACGGUUUUUGUGCAAUGUUUUUCCAAUGGUACACUGCGGAUGUGCAGAUGGAUGCAUGUAUAAAAAAUCACACUGUGAUUAGAAAAGAAGGAAUCAAGCUCCCCCUUGAAACAACAAAGUAUUGUUUUAUUUA